AUGGCUACCAAUCACUGGGUCAAGGACAGAGUUAUAAAUUGGCUUAGGGAAGAUCCAACUAUUCAGGCAACAGAUUUGAGGAAGAAGUUGCAAGACAGGUAUUGCAUUAAGCUGAGCUACUUCAAAGUGUGGGACGGCCAGCAGAUGGCAUUGGAUGAGAUAUUGGGUGGAUGGGAUGACAGCUUUGUACAAGUUUUUUCUUGGAAGAGGGAGAUUGAGAAGAGAUGUCCAGGUAGUGUUGUAGAUAUUGAGUGGGAUAUUGUGAAUAUGGAAAGAAGAUUCUCUAGGAUGUUUGUAGCACUGAAGCCAUGCAUUGAUGGCUUCCUUCAAGGUUGCAGACCUUAUUUAGGCAUAGACUCCACUGUUUUGACAGCCAAGUGGAAGGGUCAGUUAGCAACAGCUGUAGGUGUGGAUGGCCAUAACUGGAUGUUCCCAGUGGCUUAUGGUGUCUUUGGCAGUGAGACUAAAGACAACUGGGAGUGGUUCAUGCAGAUGCUGCAUAAGGCAAUUGGUUCUCCUAAAGGUCUUGUAAUCUCCAUAGAUGCAGGGAAAGGAAUUGAUGAAGCAGUUACAAAGGUAUUCAAUAAUGGAGUGGAACACAGGGAAUGCAUGAGGCACCUUGUAAAGAAUUUCCAGAAGAGGUUUAAGGGAGAAGUUUUUGAGAGGAACUUGUGGCCUGCAUCAAGGUGCUAUAGAAUGACAACCCAUGAGAGGCACUGGAAUGAGAUACAUAAAGCAUGCCCAAAGGCAACACAAUGGCUUUUGGAGAAUCACAAGCAAAAGUGGGCAAGAGCCAAGUUCAGCACAGAAAGCAAGAUUGACUAUGUCACAAACAACAUUGCAGAGACCUUCAAUAGCUGGAUCAGGGAGUACAAGUCUUUACCUGUGUUAGACUUGAUGGACAGGAUUAGACAGCUCAUCAUGGAGAGGUUUUGCACUAGGAUGCAGCUGGCUGAUAAACUGUCAGGAUUCAUGAUUUUGCCACAAGUAAUGAAGGAGUUGCACAACAAAAGCAGAAACCUUAAUUACAGCAUUCACAGGAGUGGCCCCAUGGUUGGAGAGGUUGGAGGGGUGAGUAAGGACCUAGUUCCAUGGAGGUUCAUUGUUGAUCUAGAGAAGAGAGAAUGCACUUGUAGAGGCUGGCAGCUGACUGGACUUCCAUGUGUGCAUGCCAUAUCUUUCAUUGGCACAAAGAGGAUACCAUUGGAGGAUUAUGUGCAUCCAUACUACUCUGUCCAAAUGUUCAAAAAAGCUUAUGCAUCUGCAGUGCCUCCAAUGCCAGGCAAGGAGGAAUGGGAAAAGGUAGACCUUGGGUUCAAACUCCUUCCUCCAAUCUGCAAAAGAGCAGCAGGAAGGCCAAGGAAGAGAAGGUUUAUUGGAGUUGAAGAAGGUGGAUCCAACACCAAAGGAAAGAGAAGGUGCAAAAGAUGUGGUGGAUUUGGACACCUACAAAAAACAUGCAAUGAAACUGUUCAUGACCCAGAUGCACCACCACCUGCACCACCAAAGAAGAGAAGGACUUACAAGCCAAAAGUGAUAGAGAUUAUAGAAGAAACAGUGAGUGAUCCAUCUAAGAAGAAGAAGAAGAGGGCUAACAAGCCAAGGGUGGUAGAGGUUGUAGAAACAACACAAGAUGCACCUAAGAGUCAGAAGAGGAAGGCCCCUAGCAAGGGUAAUCAAGCCAACAACAAGAAGAAGGGAACCACUGCUGCACAGAAUGACGCAUCAACUACUGCACAGUAA
Molecule: messenger RNA, 1743 nt
Organism: Sorghum bicolor (sorghum)
Lineage: Eukaryota; Viridiplantae; Streptophyta; Magnoliopsida; Poales; Poaceae
Exons: 1
Coding region: 1-1743 (580 amino acids)
Molecular function (GO): nucleic acid binding; zinc ion binding
Source: RefSeq, a predicted model, not a curated record